GAUUCAUGGCUUGAUCUAGCAAGAGCAUUUUCAAAUGAAAGGACUUUGUUCUCCUUAAAUCCCCGUCUGCAACGUUCUCUAGCGGAAAACCUUGUUUGUGCAGCUUCUAGCUUGAAAGAUGCAGAGGCCUCCAAUCAGUAUGUGAGGGAUCUCAUUGGACCAAUGACUUCAUACCUUGCAGAAAUAUCUGCUAGGAAUGAUCUCAAGGAUGUUGCCCAAUUGCCAGACGCAAUGUAUAUGGUGAAUUGUUUGUUGGAAAGGUUGAUAGGUGUAGCUAGAGCAACUCAACCCCGCACUCAAAAGGCUGUAUUUGAUGUGUGUGUUGCUGUAGUAAACCCUCUAAUUACUCUUCUAGAAGCUUACAAAAAUCAGCCUGCAGUUGUGUACCUGAUAAUAAAGUUCACUGUUGACUUGGUUGAUGGACAAGUUACAUUCCUUAAUGCUAAAGAUACCUCUGUUUUGGUUAGCUUCUGUCUGCAGCUGCUUCAAAUUUACUCUUCCCUAAAUAUUGGGAAACUAUCAUUGUCUCAUUCAAAAAUCGUGUUGAGCGGGGCUCAAGUUGAGGAUUAUAAGGAUUUGCUUGCCUUGCUUCAGCUCCUCACGAACCUGUGCUCCAAAGAGUUGAUUGACUUUUCUCCGGAUGAACCAGGUAGCCCAGAUAUUGCCGAGGUCAUCUUUGUCGGUUUGCACAUCGUGAGCCCUUUAAUUUCAUUUGAUCUUCUAAAAUUUCCCAAGCUCAGCGGUUGUUAUUUUAGGCUUAUAUCACAUAUGUUGGAAGUGUACCCAGAGAAAGUUGUUCUAUUAGCAAAGGAGGCUUUUGCUCAAGUAAUUGCAGCCAUUGACUUCGGCAUUCAGCACCAGGUACGUUUAAUUUUCCUCAAAAAGCAAU
This is a messenger RNA of Phalaenopsis equestris, 889 nucleotides long. Its product is annotated as exportin-4-like. The record is from RefSeq and is a predicted model, not a curated record. Gene Ontology annotation, molecular function: nuclear export signal receptor activity. The annotation marks the transcript as partial. The transcript has 9 exons. Gene Ontology annotation, cellular component: nuclear pore; cytoplasm. NCBI's taxonomy places the organism in Eukaryota, Viridiplantae, Streptophyta, Magnoliopsida, Asparagales, Orchidaceae. Gene Ontology annotation, biological process: protein export from nucleus.